Molecule: messenger RNA, 2345 nt
Organism: Heterotrigona itama
Lineage: Eukaryota; Metazoa; Arthropoda; Insecta; Hymenoptera; Apidae
Source: the annotation of a GenBank genome assembly
UGAUUAUAUAGUUCAAAAAUUCAGUUUUAUUGAUUAAAAUUUAUUAUGUUGCAUCACUGAAUUUUUGAAGAUAUCUUGUUUGCUUAUAUAUUUAUGUUCAAGGUAGAACAGUCUUUUUUUUUGUUUUUUAAAUAAAAUAUGUAAUAGUAUAUAUUCAAUUGUGAAACUCGCACAAAACAGCUGUUACGUUCAUUCCUGUACGAAAAAAUUUCUUGACACUUCCACGACUGUAUUAUAUUAUUUGUUUUUUAAUUUUAAGUAUUAAUACUAUUUAUGUCAUAAUUAUCAAACCUAAAUGUUGAAAUGAAUCAUACAUUUACGAGAAACGAAUCGUUCUUAGUUUUAUGAGAAGAUAUCGUGUUGAUUUAGAAUAAUACUAAGUAUAAAAUACUAUCUUUCUUUAAAUAAUAAUUUAAAACAGAAAAUGGAUAAGUUGAGGAGAGCUUUAAGUGGCAAUGAGCAAUGUGAUGAAGAAAGUGGUAUUAUUACUCAGGUUAUGGAUCAAACUACAUUAAGUUGGUCUACUCGAAUAAAAGGUUUUGCUAUUUGUUUUAUUGUUGGUAUUCUCUGCUCUUUCCUUGGAUCCUUUGCUUUAUUUUUACACAAAGGACUUACAGUAUUUGCCGUAUUUUAUACAUUAGGCAAUAUCAUCUCAUUAGCAAGCACAUGCUUUCUAAUGGGUCCAUUCAAUCAGUUUAAGAAGAUGUUUGCACCAACAAGAGUGAUUGCAACUGUUUUAGUAUUUAUAACAAUUGCAAUGACAUUAUUUGCAGCGUUACAUGAAGCACGUAGAAGGAGAAGUGAAAUCUCUGUGGAGUUACGUAAAGCUAGGAAGGAUGAACAAUUACAAAAACGACGGAAUUUGAAUAUAGGCAAAGAAUCACGAAAUUCUGCAAGUGAAAGUAAUCAUUCGUCUCUUUCUACAUCUAUAGAUGAAAUUGUAAAUAGCAUGAAAUCUCCGGAUGAAACAAUUCAACUUCAAGCGACGCAAGCAUGUAGAAAAAUGUUAAGCCGUGAAAAGAAUCCUCCUAUAGAUAGUAUGAUUCAACGUGGAAUUGUUCCACUAUGUGUUGAAUUUUUGGAUUAUCAUCACAACGCUGCAUUACAAUUUGAGGCAGCAUGGGCUCUAACAAAUGUAGCAUCUGGUACAUCAGAACAAACUCACGUUGUUGUUAAACAUGGUGCUAUACAAAAAUUGGUUGCAUUACUUAAAUCUGCAUCACCCAAUGUUGCUGAACAAGCUGUAUGGGCACUUGGAAACAUUGCUGGAGAUGGACCAGUAGCUCGGGAUCUUGUUCUCGCAUAUGAUGCUAUGCCACUUUUACUAGAAUUAAUUAAACCUGACACUUCUGUAACAUUUACACGUAACAUUGUUUGGACUCUGUCAAAUUUGUGUCGUAAUAAAAAUCCUCCUCCUCCAUUCAACGUUGUAAGAACUGCUCUUCCAGUAUUAAAUCGUUUACUUAGUAAUAAUGAUAAGGAUAUACUUGCUGAUGCUUGCUGGGCUCUUUCAUAUCUUACUGAUGGUUCUAACGACAAAAUACAAGCAGUCGUUGAAUGUGGAGUUAUUCCGAAACUCGUACAAUUACUUAAUUCAACUGAAGUGACCGUUUUAACGCCAGCGCUUCGAGCUGUGGGAAAUAUAGUUACAGGAAAUGAUACGCAAACGGAUGCAAUAAUAUCGGCAGGCGGUUUGCAAUAUUUGGGAUUAUUAUUACAACAUCAUCGUGUCAACAUUGUUAAAGAGGCAGCAUGGACUAUUAGUAAUAUCACUGCUGGAACCAUGGAACAAAUUCAACAUGUUAUAAAUGCUGGAUUAUUACCACCUCUGAUACACGUUCUAGAGUGUGGAGAUUUUAAAUCUCAAAAAGAGGCAGCAUGGGCAGUAACAAAUUUAACUACAAGUGGAUCAAUACAACAAUUAGCUCACCUAGUAGAAUUAGGAGUACUUGCACCAUUCUGUAAUCUUCUGGAAGCUAAAGAUUGGAAAACAAUAAUUGUUGUUCUUGACGGUUUAACUAAUAUUUGUAACGCAGCAGAUAGAAUGGGAGAGGUUGAACGAGUAGCUAUUAUGAUAGAAGAAGUUGGUGGUUUGGAUAAAUUGGAAAAUUUACAACAUCAUGAUGUGGAACAAGUGUAUCAAAAAGCUACUGCAAUGAUAGAUACCUUCUUCUCAGAGCCGGAUACGCAUUGGAUCUUGGCUCCAAUUGUCUAACCAAUCUCUUAUAGCUAUAAUUUCACUAGGAAGUCCAGGUGUUUCAAAAAGCCCUGUCGUUUUUAUGCCAUGUCGAUACAAUCUAUCAACUAAUAGCCAUAUUUCUUUAGGUAUAGCAUAUGGUUCUUGA